AUGUUUAAAUAUUUAUUAUUUAAAAAUUUAAUAAUUGCCGUCUUAAUUUGCUUAACAGUAACUUUUAAGUUAAAUAACACAUUGUAUGGGAGUAAUAUAGAAAGAAUAAAAAGAAAUACCAAUGAUACAACAAAUAAUAGAUAUAUAGGAUAUAAAGGUGUACUUCCAGUAAAUUCGCAAAAUUCAAAUAAUGAAAACACUUAUAAUAAUACAGUUACAAUAUCUCCUGAUGAUUAUGAUAAUAGCACUUUAAAUUAUGGCAAUGAUACUAUUGAAUUGAUAGUAUAUGAAGAUUAUGACAGUUUCCUUUCACCAUUUCUGGGAAUACUUCCUGUUGGAUUAAAUUAA
Messenger RNA from Strongyloides ratti, 348 nucleotides. RefSeq lists its product as hypothetical. The transcript has 3 exons. The record is from RefSeq and is a predicted model, not a curated record. Bases 1 to 348 code for a protein of 115 amino acids. Lineage: Eukaryota; Metazoa; Nematoda; Chromadorea; Rhabditida; Strongyloididae.